Myodes glareolus (Bank vole) is the source of this 2249-nucleotide messenger RNA. RefSeq names its product cysteine and histidine rich domain containing 1 (gene Chordc1). NCBI's taxonomy places the organism in Eukaryota, Metazoa, Chordata, Mammalia, Rodentia, Cricetidae. The record is from RefSeq and is a predicted model, not a curated record.
GGCCCAGCUUCUCGACUCUUCUGCGCCUGUGCAACCCGAACGUUCGCGAAAAUUCCUGAAGCGGCACCGGCGGCUACCGGAAACCAGCGCCGUCCUCUGCUGUAGUGCUGGCGAUUGGCGUGGUGAUUUUCUCUUAGUUCCGGCGGUGUGAGUUUCACCUGGGAGACUGAAUGGCGCUUCUGUGUUACAACCGCGGCUGCGGCCAGCGUUUCGACCCGGAGACUAAUGCGGACGAUGCUUGCACGUACCACCCAGGUGUACCUGUAUUUCAUGAUGCCCUGAAGGGUUGGUCCUGCUGUAAGAGAAGAACGACUGAUUUUUCUGACUUCUUAAGCAUUGUAGGAUGUACGAAAGGUAGGCAUAACAGUGAGAAGCCACCUGAACCAGUCAAGCCUGAAGUCAAGACUACAGAGAAGAAAGAGCUGUCUGAAUUGAAACCCAAAUUUCAAGAACACAUUAUUCAAGCCCCUAAACCAGUAGAAGCAAUAAAAAGGCCAAGCCCAGAUGAGCCAAUGACAAACUUGGAAUUAAAAAUAUCUGCUUCACUAAAACAAGCACUUGAUAAACUUAAACUGUCAUCAGGGAAUGAAGAAGAUAAGAAAGAAGAAGACAGUGAUGAAAUUAAGAUUGGGACUUCUUGUAAAAAUGGAGGGUGUUCAAAGACAUACCAGGGUCUACAGAGUCUAGACGAAGUCUGUGUGUAUCAUUCUGGAGUACCUAUUUUCCAUGAGGGGAUGAAAUAUUGGAGCUGUUGUAGAAGAAAAACCUCAGAUUUUAAUACAUUCUUAGCCCAGGAGGGCUGUACAACAGGGAAACAUGUGUGGACUAAAAAAGAUGCGGGGAAGAAAGUUGUUCCAUGUAGACAUGACUGGCAUCAGACUGGGGGUGAAGUUACCAUCUCAGUGUAUGCUAAGAAUUCACUGCCAGAGCUCAGCCAGGUGGAGGCAAACAGUACAGUGUUAAAUGUUCACAUUGUAUUUGAAGGAGAGAAAGAAUUUCAUCAAAAUGUGAAACUGUGGGGUGUGAUUGAUGUUAAACGGAGUUAUGUAACUAUGACUGCAACCAAGAUUGAGAUCACUAUGAGAAAGGCGGAGCCCAUGCAGUGGGCUAGUCUUGAACUGCCCACAACCAAGAAGCAGGAGAAACAAAAAGAAGAAAAUGCAGAUUGAUUGGAAGAGAAGCAGAAAACUCUUGUCUGAUUUAGAGUUCUCAAUGUGUGUGGUGAAGUAGUAGCUUGCUGCUGUAACCUUUUUGUUGUUUUUAAUCUGCCAUUUUAGGGUUAUCAUGAGUUUCCUUAAAGCCAAAGUCUCUUGAUUUUUUUUUUUUGUGCCUCUAUCUUUCUUUUGAGUUCCAUAAUAAGACUUCAAGUCUCCUCAAUAGUAAAAACAUAGUUGUUACCCCACACACAAAGGGAGGAAAAAAACUCAUAAGCAUAAUUGUAGUAUUUCUUAGUAAAAAUUAUUAUAAGCAGAGAAAUAAAAGGAUUUUUUUUUUAUCCUUAUAUCGCCGUUACCCUUAGAACGGUAGAAAGAUGUAAUUUAAAAAGUUUAAUUGGCCUUUUCAUGAACUUUGUUACUGUAAUUCUUGAAAAUCUUUAAGAAAGGAGUUCUUUGUUUCCCCUAUGAGGCGGUUACUUCGGUAGUGUAACCCUGAAGCAGUGUAGUCACUGUCUCUGUGUACUGCUCACAGAAUUUGUUUACGGUUCCUUUAAUUUCAGAAAGUUACACUGAUAUCUAUAGUUCUUGUCAAGCAGUAUAAUUUAAGACUAUAGGAAAUAAAAUUAAGUUUAUAGAAACAUCAAUUUGGUUAAAAUUCAUCAUUUCAUAAGAGUAAGCAAUAAUGUUUUGAAAAUCUUUUUAAUUAUUUAAGGGUGUUUUUAUGAUGUUUUGACUAAAUUUUAUUAAAUUUAUAGUCUAAAUCUCUUAGAGAUCAUUUCUAUCUCCCAGAUGAAAACUGUGUCUGUAAAAUUGUGACUGUAGCUUUGUUGAGAUGUGUUAAGGUGUGUGUGAGGCUUGAGUCUGAACGCCUCUGAGAGCUUGUUUUGAGUCCCCAGUUUACAGCUCUGUUUUGAAGGCGUGGAACUUUUGGGAUGUUGGGCCUGGUUGGGUUCUCAGAGUGAGCCUUUAAUGAUUAUACACCCCUGCUGUCAUGGCAUGGAGCCACCUCUGUUGCACUCAGUGCUGCCUCCCCAGCCAUUGUAAACUGUAUCCUCUGAAACUGUGAGCCAAAAUAAACCUUUGCUCCUUUGA